AUGGAUGAAACAGCGAAUUGUAUUAUUUGUAAAAAAAGUCUCAAUGGCGAGGGCGACGUCGUGACUUUGAAAGAAAAGGGAAGCGAAGGGAUAAACCGGGCCAGCGCAGAGCGGGUUGAUAACAUCACUACGGUCCCUGGGCAGCAGGUACAUCAGAACUGCCGGCGAGAGUACUGUCGUCCCAGCAGCAUCAAUCGAGCCAAAAAAUCGGUCUCAGAUGAAACAACUAGUAGUCGUCGCUCCCUAACUCGCAAAGCGGAACAAUGUUUUUCCUUCAAGACUGAUUGCUUCUUUUGUGGUACCAAAGUUGAAUUAGGGUUGAAUUCGAAGAGAAAAAGACUGGGUGAAGCAUUCAGGGUAACAACAAUUGAAACAAAGGACAUGAUAUUAAAAAUUUGUUCGGAGAGGAACGACGACUGGUCGGAAACAAUAAGAGCUAGGCUUAUGAAUGUCCACGAUUUGCCUGCGGCUGACGCUAUUUACCACCAAACCUGCAAUGUGAACUUUCGCACAAAUAGGCAAUUACCUCAAGUUUAUGAGGCAGAUGAGCUGCCUGUCAUGAAAAAGAGGAAAAUCGGUCGCCCCCAAAAUGAAGAAAAGAACCAGGCUUUUGUAAAAGUUACGAAGUUUCUCGAAGAGAAUGACGACGAGCAGAUAACAGUUGGUGAUCUAGUGGAGAAAAUGAAAGAAUAUUUGAAUGAUACAGAGAGUGAAGCUUAUGGAUGGUCACACAUGAAAACCAAACUUUUGGAAUACUUUGGAGAUAAGAUCAUUAUAACGGAUAUUAACGGUAAGCCGAACGUAGUAACUUUCAAAACCACGGCUACAAGAGUUUCACGCCCACCAAGAUGUUUUAGAUAUCAAAGAAGAACAAGAGAACAUCAUCAAAACAGCAGCUAAGCUAAUUAAAAACGACCUCAAAUCAAUCCCGACAUCAAGUGACAGCUACCCUACAAUAACAACCGAUGCCGAAUCACACGCCCGCUACCUUCCCGCUUCGCUUUCAAUCUUUUUGAGUGUUCUUAACUCGGAGAAAAAUAACACACUGAAGGUAGCGUCUAUCGGGCAGGCAAUUGUUCAAGCUGCUCGGCCACGGGUAGUUAUCGCACCUCUACAGAUCGGGCUUGCAGUUCAGUUGCACCACAAUUUCGCCUCACGCUUCCUUAUUGA
Messenger RNA from Porites lobata, 1170 nucleotides. The record is from the annotation of a GenBank genome assembly. NCBI's taxonomy places the organism in Eukaryota, Metazoa, Cnidaria, Anthozoa, Scleractinia, Poritidae.